UGUAUCCCCAGGGUGUGUGAGCUGUCCGUGCGUCUGGACGACCCCAACAGUCUGGAGGAGGACAUGGGAGUCAUCAUGCUGGACAUGUCUCUCUCUCUUAGGGAUAGAGACAACGAGAGGAACUCUAGGUGGCCUAAGAGGAAGAGGAGUAUCAGGUCUCCGCUGGCCCAGAGUGGUCGUCUAUCAGAGUCUCUGAGGAAGUCUCAGCUGUGGUCAGGUGUAGUGGGGGUGACCCUGGUGGAGGGACAGGACCUGCCAGAGGAUGGACCUGGAGAGCUGUUUGUUCGGUUCAGACUGGGGGAGCAGAGAUACAAGAGCAGGAACCAGCCCAAGAAGGCUAACCCCCAGUGGAGGGAGAGGUUUGACUUCAACCGGUUCCCGGAGGGUCCUGGGGUGCUGGAGAUAGAGGUCUGGAACAAAGAGGGACGCAAAUAUGAGGAGUGUUACGGCAUGUGUGAGGUGGACCUGUCCAGUGUUCUACCCAACCAGUCUCAGCUGUUCACGCGGGUUCUGAAAGAGGGAAAAGGUCGUGUGGUCUUCCUGAUCGCUCUGAGCACGUGUAGUGGCGUCUCCAUCUCCGACAUGUGUGCCCCGCCCCUCGAGGAGCCUCAGGAGAGAGAGAAAACUCUGGAGAAAUACAGUUUCAAAAGUUCCUUCAGGAACCUCCGGGAUGUUGGUUUCCUUCAAGUUAAGAUUAUCAAGGCUACUGAUCUGUUGGCAGCUGAUUUAAAUGGGAAGAGUGAUCCGUUCUGUGUGUUGGAGUUGGGGAACGACAGACUGCAGACUCACACCAUCUAUAAAACCCUCAACCCCAACUGGAACAAAGUCUUCACCUUGUCAGUCACACACCUGCUUUUUACCCUCUUAGUUUCCCUUUUAACAUGGGACCGUGGCUUUCCUCUGGAUGGAGACAAAGCAUUCCUCUGCUUUCUGUGAGUGGGCAAAGUGGCCAUUCCUCUGCUUUCUAUCCACAAUGGUCAACCGAUCUGCUGUCCCCUGAAGAAAGAGGAUCUGGGGUGUCUGUCUAAAGGAAGCAUCUCCCUAGAGCUGGAGCUCGUCUUCAACCCAGUCAGAGCAGCUAUCAGAACAUUUAAACCAAAGGAGAAGAAAUUCAUGGAAGACAAUCCCAAGUUUUCUAAAAAGAUGUUGGCGCGUAACGUGUACCGCGUGCGUAACCUUUACAGAGCAGUGCAGUCCACGUUCCAGUACAUCAACAGCUGUUUUCAGUGGCAGAGUUUCCAGAGGAGUCUCAUAGCCUUCCUGAUAUUCCUGCUGGCGGUGUGGCAUUGGGAGUUCUACAUGUUGCCUCUCUGUCUGGUUCUGCUCAUCACAUGGAACUAUCUUCAGAUUGCAUCUGGAACCAACCAGGACCUGGAUAAUAUGGACUUGGGCGAUGAAGAUGAUGAAGAUGAAAAGGAAUCCGAGAAGAGAGGUUUGAUGGAAAAAAUUCACAUGGUUCAAGAGACUGUCAUCACUGUCCAAAACCUGUUGGAGGAAAUCGCAUGCUUCGGGGAGAGAAUUAAAAACACCUUUAACUGGUCAGUACCGUUCCUCUCCAACCUUGCCUUCCUUAUCCUGGUGACAGUAACAGUUCUGACAUACUUCAUCCCUGUACGAUAUAUCCUUCUAGUAUGGGGAAUUAAUAAAUUCACCAAGAAAUUACGGGCCCCGUACGCCAUCGACAACAAUGAGGUGUUUGAUUUCCUGAGGAGAGUUCCUUCAGACGUUCACAAGGUGCAGUACAGCGAGCUGAAGACUUUGAGCGCCCAGAGUCCUCUGAGGAGGAAGAGAACCAUUGAGAGGCGGUGAUGGAGGAGUAAUCUAUGGUCCCCAAUGGAAGACAUGGCCAUGUGCACACUGUUGCCGCCUCAGACUUAUGCCCUUGUGUGAAACUGGGCGUAUAGUGGAGGAUAUGCAGGCCAUAUCUGGAUCAUAUUCCUCUAUGUUCAGAAUUAGUUAGAAAACUGCUCCUGGGUUACUGGUCCUCUGUAGCUCAGUUUGUAGAACAUGGUACUUGCUGUGCCGGGAUAGUGGGUAGAAUUCCUGAGAUUACCCAUAUGUAUACACGCAUAACUACGUCUCUUUGGGAUAAAAGCAUCUGCUACAUGGCGUCUACACUGAACAAAAAUGGCAACGCAACAUGCAACAAUUUCAAAGAUUUUACUGACUUACAGUUUAUAGAAGAAAAUCAGUCAUUUGAAAUGAAUUCUUUCAGCCCUAAUCAAUGGAUUUCACAUGACUGGGGUGCAGGGGGGUGGAUUAUCUUCACAUGACUGGGGUGCAGGGGGGUUGAUUAUC
This is a messenger RNA of Oncorhynchus nerka (sockeye salmon), 2298 nucleotides long. RefSeq names its product multiple C2 and transmembrane domain-containing protein 2-like. NCBI's taxonomy places the organism in Eukaryota, Metazoa, Chordata, Actinopteri, Salmoniformes, Salmonidae. Gene Ontology annotation, biological process: regulation of neurotransmitter secretion. The record is from RefSeq and is a predicted model, not a curated record. Gene Ontology annotation, molecular function: calcium ion binding. Gene Ontology annotation, cellular component: synaptic vesicle membrane.